AGGUAUCCCCUAGCAAGCUUUGACUGAUCCCGAAUAUCAGCCAUGGCAUCUCGCAUUGGUUUACGGAUGCAGCUUAUGCGAGAGCAAGUCCAGCAGGAGGAACAACGGGAGCGCAUGCAGCAGCAGACAAUGAUGCAUUACAUGCAGCAACAGCAGCAAAUGCCAAUGGCUCCAACCCCAGCCAUCAACACACCAGUUCAUUUCCAGUCACCACCAUCUGUGCCAGGAGAAGUCUUAAAGGUUCAGUCCUUCCUAGAGAAUCCUACCACAUACCACCUGCAAAGGUCACGAGACAAGAAGGUCCAAGAAUACCUGUCUGAAACUUACGGGAACAAGUUUGCACCACUGCUUGGUGCUCCUUCUCCCAAGCCUCCUCCUUCUGCCUCACCCGGGGUGAGGCCAUGCCAUGCCAUACCCUCUUCUGCAGGCAACAGCACUCCCAACAGUCCAAUGGCAAUGCUCAAUAUCAGCUCCAAUCCAGAGAGAGAGAUAGAUGAUGUCAUUGAAGAUAUCAUGCAGCUGACAACCACUGUGGGGUGUCUUAAUCCAGAAAUUCAUAUGCCCAAUACUUUGCCCCUGUCCAGCAGCCAUAUGAAUGUCUAUAACAGUGACCUUCAGAUGACUCCCUCUGUCGUGGGCAUUACCAGCAGCUCCUGCCCUGCUGAUCUCACCCAAAAGAGAGAACUUACAGAUGCUGAGAACCGUGCCUUGGCUAAGGAACGCCAGAAGAAGGACAAUCACAAUCUAAUUGAAAGAAGACGAAGAUUCAACAUUAACGAUCGCAUUAAGGAAUUAGGGAUGCUGAUUCCAAAAGCUAGUGAUCUAGAUGUACGCUGGAACAAAGGGACAAUCCUGAAAGCCUCUGUUGAUUAUAUCAGGAGGAUGCAGAAAGACUUGCAGAGAUCACGAGAUCUUGAGAAUCAUUCUCGGCGUCUGGAAGUGGCCAAUAAGCAGCUUUGGCUUCGUAUACAGGAGCUGGAGAUGCAGGCUCGAGUCCAUGGGUUACCAGCCACUUCACCCUCUGGCAUGAACAUGGCUGAACUAGCUCAGCAGGUGGUGAAGCAAGAAACCUCUGGGGAGGAGGGGACAACAGAGAUCUUACAGCAGCCACAACUCCACGCUGAACAGGAAGCUCAGCACCAGCCUCACUUUGCUCCUCCUCCACAGUCCCCUUAUCAUCAGCUGGACUUUACCCAUAGCCUGAGCUUUGAUGACAGUUGUAGAGGCUUUCAUGACACACUGGACCCCAGCCAAAAUGUCUCUUUCCCCACCUUGUCCAAGAAGGAGCUAGACUUGAUGCUUAUGGAGGAUACUAUGCUUCCUGUGGCUUCUGACCCCUUGUUUUCCACUGUGUCCCCAGAAGCUUCGAAGGCUAGCAGUCGCAGAAGCAGCUUCAGCAUGGAAGACACUGAUAUGCUGUGAACAGAAGCCCUCCAGGCAGAUUAGGAUUUCAAUAUUGUUUAUUUGUGAAAAUUCUUCAUUUGACUUAUCUCUUUAGACUUCCUCAAAGACUUAUGAGGCUAAUAAGAAAUGCAUCCUGAAUCAGAGAUGGUUUGUGUACUGGUAGGAAUGGGUGAAUCCUUAGCACAAAGGUUUGUCCACAGUUCUUGAAAUGUUAAUCCCUAAGUUUCUCCUCUGCCGUGAUUUGCCAAAACUGAACAAUCUGGCCUCAUCUUCCAUGAUUGCACAAUUAAUGUGAUUAAUCUGAUUCCUGCAGAUUUCUCAGGUGCCCUGUGCCCUUCAUACUCCAGCCCCACAAAGCCAGUUAGAAUAUUUUCACAACGAUAUGAUUUUGGUGUGGACAUCCAGACAGCAGUGUGCCCUGUUUGACAAGCAGCUUUAAUCAAGACUUGGCAUUCAUAUGACCAGUAAAUAGCUCAAGGUCAAUGGUACCUGUCCCCAGCUUUUGAUCUAUUAUCACCAGGCCAAUGGAAAUAAUGUGUUCUUCAGGUGUGCUUUCAUAUUGGAGCUCUUUCCUGUAUUGGACAGGAACACUCAAUAUGCUCUAUAUAUGCUCUAUAGAGGGGAUGGGGAUGUCACUAGCUAACCCUGUGUAGUGAUGGAUGGUGAUCUUUAAUCUUUUGAGAGAGGAAGAGAGUAUGAUAACAUUCAUAGAACCUUUUUAAUGUUUUAAACCCAGUUGGGAUACAACAGCCUUAAUCAAGGACUUGCACUUCGUUAGAUCUUGAUAGUUUUUAGCCUACAUUUUGGCUUGGGCCUCUCCUCUGCCUUUCUAAAUCUUUUUGGCAUCAAUCCUUGACAGCUUAAUGGCCAUGUAAGAGUACAAAUGUAUGAGCAUCUGUGGGCAUUUCAAAGGUUUUUACUGCCACCAGUCAUCCAAGAGAAUGGGCAAAUUGUUUUGCUAAUUUGAACUAAAUAUUACUUUUUUUCAUUAUUUUUUGCUUCUCAAUGGAAGAAGUAAUUGGUCUGAUGAGGAUAAUGUUGGAUAGUGUUUUUGUAUUUGAGAAGUGUCAAAUGAUAUUAUUUGAUUUAUAUUAAGCUUGUUAGUCUGUUCUGUUCCUCUUGAACUUCUAGCUUGUAUGAUUUAAAGUCCUGUUAAUUUGUUUCUGAAUUUAGGGCUGUGGAGAAACAUAGAUGAAUGUAUACUUUAAGUCUAAAUUCCACUUAGUAUGAUUAUUGAAAGGAUUUAAAGUAGAGCAGUCAUAGCUCAGUAGUAAAACACAAAGGACACAUGCAUAGCUCAGUAGUAAAAUACAAAAGAUCCAGAUUUCAUCACCACUGUUUCCAACUAAAUAUAUCUUGUAACAAAUAGUAAGACUGGGGAUCCAGUAUAUAUACUGGAGAUCCAGUAUAAAUCAGAGCAGGUGAGACCUAGGUCACAUCACAGCUGCUUUGCCCUUUCUUCUCUUGUACCAAAGUCAGCAGGAAAUCUACCUUAAAUCUUGCUGUCCCCACAACAUGUCCUUUACACUGCAUACAGAAUGGUUCUGUGCCGCACUGCAGACAUACAGCAGUUCAUUCUAAGGGCUGGGAUUGAUGGUUCUUUUGGCUGAUAUUCCAGGCCUGAUCAACUUCAUCACAUGAAAAACCUCCUCCAGUUGGCAUGCACAAUAUUCUGAUUACUCCAUGUGCUGCAAUUUUUUAAAAUGUUCUCUUUCUCAUCGCACUCUUGACUGAUUCAACAUUUUUUUUUAUUUCUUGAAAUUAUGGGUGGAUGGUUCAACCUAUCAACCACUAGAUGACAGUAGUAAAGAGUUUUUGUAUUGCUUGGCUGCCAUCUAGUGGUUGCCCAGAUUGUGCAGCUAGUGGGUCAAUGCUGUUGAAGAACUGAAGUUUGAGAAAGGUGUUUUGUUGUAGGGAUUGGUAUAGCACCUGUAAACUACCCAAAUAACAUUAUGUGGGAAGCGAGGGCUCCUGAGACCAUACUCACUGGAAGCAGAAUACUUUGCCAGGCAGGCUACAAAAGUACAAGUGAUGAAUCCUUUCAGUUGCCCUUCUAAGAUGUCAUGUGCAUUAUGCAUCCUAUAUAACUUGCACAUAGCAUCCAGAGGCAGGAUAAGAGGGAAAACACCACUUUCAGGCUGGAACAGCUAAAGCCAUCCUCACAUUGCCUCACCUUCAGGUAGUAGCAUACAGACAUGUUUUAUGAGAACAGGGAUGGCUUUAGGCUAAGACCAAAUAGGCACUGGCCAGGGUGCCAAAGCUUAGGAGACACUAAUGUUGUCCCUCCUUCCCAAUCAUUCUGAAAAUGCAAAUCUUUGUAUUGGUGGGAGGUGAUGCUAUCAGUCAGUGUCAUCUUGGGGUGCCAUAUACCUUUGAGCUGGCACUGUCUGGGAAUGAUUAGUGAUACUUCUGUAGAGAGCAUAGGGAAUGGCCUUGAAGGAAAGGAGGAAGAGCUGCUACAAAGACAAUGGUCAGAUAAGAGGAGCUUGAGCCCGGGAUAAGAAAAUAACUUGAGAAAACAUCUCAGACAAACCCCUCCUUAGUUCACACAAAGAUAAAGUGAGGGAGGGGGAAGCACAUUCAGACUUGCAAGAUUCUGUUGUUAUAGCUCUUACAAUAAAAGUAGUCCUGACCUAUAUGGCAUUGGUUUCCUAGUCUCGUCUACCUUAUUGGGCUGACACCAUCCUUGCAGCAAGACAAGGAUGCUGUGUGGAUUUGCUCCUAGAAGAACUGCUAGUCUAACCUGACAUACAUCAGCUUCCCAUUUUAACAUUUUAAACAAUCACUUUCUUGAAUGGAUGAGUUCAUAAAGAUGCUGAAUCAUUUACCAAAAAUAUUCCAACAGCAAAUACAUCUCAGACAAACCAGUGUGUUCUGUCUUCUAGAAUGUGUUUUUUGUAGCUUUUUAGUAUACAUUUUGCACAGUCAAACAGUUUCUCACUGAACUUUUAGUCAUUAUUGCAACUCUUGCAGUUCUUUUGUUUCUUAAUAGCAAUGAUGUGUAUGUCAGCACUUAAUAGAGAUAAAAAGAAUGGAUACUUUGAUUCAAGAAGGAACAGUAUGAUGGGAAAGCCUAGUUUUUGAAAAAAAAAAUUAGGGAUGGGUUGUUGUUGUUAUUUCAUUCUUUGGAGGUUGUACACUCCCCUGCUUUCAUCUCUAACACAUGCAUACUCAUCUGAAUAUCUAUCUCUAGCUUUUUAGGGAUGUAUGGGGAGAGAGAUAUUUAGAUGAGUACACAAGCGCAGCAGGAGAGCUAUAUAGCCUCCAAAGAAUGAAAUCAUCAUUACCUUGGAAGUUAACCAAAUGCUAUCCACUAGGAAAGGACAUUGCAGCAUCAGUUGUCACUAAUCCCAUUGUAAACAAAAUCUAAUAUAUGCUUGUGUGAUGGUUGCAAGCAAAUUUCAUGUAGCAGUCACAAACACAUUACAUGCGGUAGAGGGGAGAUUAGAGAGGAAAGCCUGUCCUUUUAACUGAGGGAUACCUGCUGAAUUUUGCCAAUAGCACAAUUCAGGAGAGGCCUCGAUGACCCAUAUAACUGGAACAUUUUCAAUUCUAUGGGUUUGGAUAGUGUCAGUGACCAUUUUGCAUUAAGAUGUCCAUCUUGUGAAAAUACUUAAGCCUUUUGUGCCAAAGCAUCUUGUGAAAAGUCAUGCAAGGUUGCCAUUUGCUCCAUUUAUUUCUUUUCUAAUUUACUUCAGUUUUAAUUGAGAAUAUAUAAGGUUAGGAAGCCCAUGAUUCUAUGUGGCCAUAUGUGAAAUAUGUCUGCAUGUGAAGUUUUGGAAUCUUUGGUAACUGAGAAAGCAAUGAAUGGGGUGCACUCAGAACUCAGAGACGUUAAUCAACAGAUUUUAGAUAAGGUGCAACUUUCUUCUGUGGAGGAAUUGUCCUUUGGAACAUUGUGGCAGUUGUGCAACCUUCCUGAAUGUGGUGUCUUCAGGUUGUGCUAGGAUAACAACCCCCCCAGUUCUCACCCAGUAUGAGUACAGCAAGCAGUUUGGGGAGGCCUGUACACAUAUCAUAGGCAUUUGGUGGUAGCACAUCAACAUCCUCUUCCUAUCUGUACCUCACUGUGAUUUCUCAUUUUAGUAUAUUUUUCUUUCUUAAGGUCUGCACACCACUUUGCAACUACCCCAUCUCCUAAAAAAUAUCUAAAUUACUCUGUACAGUAAGACUACUUCCUCUUUACAUUAAGUGAGGAAGGAAUUUAGGGUCUUGUACUUGUAAUGACUAGCACAGUUUUAGUUAUAUACAGUAGGAAGGCAUGUAUUCAGCCAUGUGGCACCAAUCCCAAUUUAAUUUUAGAUCUUGAUUUUUGCACCAUGAUAUCAGUUGCACAAUUGGAAUUUCAUUACUGUAUAAGGAAAAGUAUGUAUUAGUGUGUGUGUGUGCAUACGCACACAAAUGCACACAUACAAACAAUUUACAAAGAAGGAGUUUGUUGGAACCAUAAAAAAGUAUCGCUGCAACUAGGUAGCUUUCUAGGCUUUCAGUGCCAGGAUCUCUCUGUUCCAUUGUCCUGUCUUAACAGAUUCAGGUAUUAAAAGCAUGUCUCAUAAAAAUUCUGCUAUAAGUUUAUAUCAAGUGUCCAUGAAAGGAUUGUGGUCAUUCUCCAAAUUCACUGUAGGCCCUCUGAGACACUGUGUUUGUACACUCUUGAGCUAGAGAGAGAAUAUUGUGAACCUCUGUCAAAUAGUUACUGUGCCAUUUUUGCAACAACAUGUAUGGCAGAUUGGAUGAAUCUGUUCAGUGCUUGUGUACACUGAAGGACAUCCUUGGAGCCUUGUGCCCUCUGCCUGUGAAAGUAAGUUAAAUUACACAGGAUAACAGGAGUAUAGAAUUGGUUGGUGUUAUGCCAUAAUCUAAUGCAGCCUUGUUCAGUGGGUAUCUUCAGUCACCUCAGUCACCAUGAAGAACACUGAAUGUGUGAAUUUGUACUAGAAUAUCUUUUGAUACAAGAAAUGUACUGAAAGAUAUAUUGUACCUGUAAUUCAUAUCAGAAAGUUUUUUUUAAAUGAGAGUAAGAAAAAAGUGAAUAACUUCUUGAAAGUGGUUUGGGGUUUUUUGGUCCACUUCAGGUAUUCCAUUUUAGAAUGUUAUGUUAUGAGGUGGUUCUGCAGAUACAUAAAGUAAUUAUUUACAUGUAUUGUGCAGUGUGUAUGACUGAUUUUCAAUGUUUGGCAUGGGAACUGAAUGUGAAUAUAUUUGCUCAGAAAGCCUUGAACCACUUGUUUUCCUCAGGAUUAAAAACUGUGUUUGUAAUUCCUCUUUGUACGACUCAUAAAAGUGAUGUAAUCUGUGAAACAAAACAUUGAAACCUAGUUCAAAGAUUUGUAUAUGUUCUCUUCCCAUGCCACUAGGCUAGCAUGCACCAUAAGGAAAUAUAUAUUUUGAGUAUACUUUUGUGUUACAAAUCACAAGGGCUAAAUAUAAAUGGAUGACAUGCAUAUUGUGUGUAGAUCCUAACUGGAGUGGAGAUAAUUAUUUCACUUUGAGAAUUGGGGGGGGGGGAACCUUAUAUGAGAAUUAAUCAUACUUUUUGUUGUUGUAAAAAAAAGUUACUUUAAGAAAAAGGAAAAGAAAAAUGCACUAUGCUCUGAUUCUGAAAUGUUACUACUGUUUUAUAAAUAAAUGUUUAAAGUAAUGGACUGGAACAGAGGAAAAAAUCAUUAAAUUUAUUUAUUUAAUAUCA
Candoia aspera is the source of this 7093-nucleotide messenger RNA. It is a transcript of the gene TFEB, whose product is annotated as transcription factor EB. The record is from RefSeq and is a predicted model, not a curated record. The transcript is spliced from 8 exons. Bases 43 to 1422 code for a protein of 459 amino acids. Gene Ontology annotation, molecular function: protein dimerization activity; RNA polymerase II cis-regulatory region sequence-specific DNA binding; DNA-binding transcription factor activity, RNA polymerase II-specific. NCBI's taxonomy places the organism in Eukaryota, Metazoa, Chordata, Lepidosauria, Squamata, Candoiidae. Gene Ontology annotation, biological process: humoral immune response; positive regulation of DNA-templated transcription; regulation of transcription by RNA polymerase II. Gene Ontology annotation, cellular component: nucleus.